Messenger RNA from Striga hermonthica, 1246 nucleotides. The record is from the annotation of a GenBank genome assembly. NCBI's taxonomy places the organism in Eukaryota, Viridiplantae, Streptophyta, Magnoliopsida, Lamiales, Orobanchaceae.
ACCCAGUAGAUCUUAAGGGAGGUCUUUUUCUGUGUUGGUCUGAUAAUGUCUCUAUUGUGGAUAUUAUAAGUAGCUGUUUUGGAUUAGAAGUUUGUUUUAUGUUACCUAAUAAUCCUAAUAAGUUUUGGGCGGUUUUUGUUUAUGCUAGUAACUGUGGUAAAGAGAGGGAUGCUCAAUGGCAAGCUAUUAAGAGACAUAGUAUGUUAUGGGGAGAUAAGUGGUUUUUGGGGGGGGACUUCAAUGACUUGGUGUCUAAUGAGGAAAAAAGAGGGGGUAAAGUUAGGUCUGAAAGUAGCUUUAGAAGUUUUAGGAAUUUUAUAUGGGGGCUUAAAGUUCAGAAUAUAGGAUUUAAAGGCUACCCUUACACUUGGUCUAAUAAUAGAAAUGGGGAAGGAUUUGUUGAGGAGAGAUUAGAUAGGUUCCUUUUUUCAGAUGAGUGGCUCUUAUCCUUUCCUCUGACUACUACCACACACAUUCCUAGGAUAUCCUCUGAUCAUUGUCUUCUCUUGAUGGAUACUAAUCCAGGGUCAGGUCAAAGGAAGAAAAGAUUUUAUUUUGAUGCAAGAUGGCCAAGGAAGAAUGGAUUCCAAGAAGCAGUGACUGAAGCUUGGCAGAAACAGGUCUAUGGGCCUCCACUUUACAGCAUACAGAGUAAAAUCAGAAACACAAGAAUGGCCUUGCUAAAAUGGAAAACAUCUCAGGCAACUAAUUCAGCUCUACUCAUUGAUAGCUACAAUGCUCAACUAGCAGUGAUGCUAAACCAGGGGAGCAGGAAAGAUUGGGAUAACUGGAUGGAGAUUAAGAAGAAACUUCAGAAGGCAUAUUUGGAGGAAGAAGAAUAUUGGAGGCAAAAAUCAAGGAUACAGUGGCUCAAAAAUGGUGAUAAAAACACAAGGUAUUUUCAUACCUGUGUUAAACAUCGAAGAAUAAAAAAUAAAAUUGCUUAUCUGAUGAAAGAUAAUGGAGAAAGCUGUGGAGAAGAGAAGGAAAUAGUUGAGGAAAUAGUGAAUUCUUUCCAAAAAAUCUUCACAUCGACUGAACACAGAGUGGAGGAAUGUAGUUUAGAGGGAAUGCAGAGGGUUAUAAAUCUCUCUAAAUCCUCUAUCUUCUUUUCCAAAAAUACUUCAAAUGAUUCCAAGGACUACAUUUGUCAACUGUUUGGUGGGAUUCAAGUUGUCAGAUCUUCCAAAUACCUGGGGAUGCCCCUGGGUAUAGGAAAAUCCAAAUUGGACACUUUCAAAUUUGU